AUGAUGCACACCGGCGAACUCGCAGUAGCUAUUGUACAGCGCAAGGUUAUGAUUGUGCAAGCCAAACGAACGCACAAUAAAUUUGAUCGCUGGUUGGAGGUGGAUACCUACACGCUCUUCGGCGAUAGAGUGUUCCUCGCGACCGAUGUGCCAACCGCACGUAUCCAGUCGUCAGACGUUCUCACCAUCUUCCCCACGACCGAUGUCUUCCGUCAACCCGAUCAGGGCAUGUUGGAGUUACCCCAACAGGCGUUCUCUGAAUACCUCGAACUCAGUAUGCGCACACAGAAGCGAUACGAAUCCAUGUGGAGCGCAUGGGCUGCAGUGCAUUGA
This is a messenger RNA of Pleurotus ostreatus (oyster mushroom), 333 nucleotides long. RefSeq lists its product as uncharacterized. The coding region runs from base 1 to 333 and encodes 110 amino acids. The record is from RefSeq and is a predicted model, not a curated record. Lineage: Eukaryota; Fungi; Basidiomycota; Agaricomycetes; Agaricales; Pleurotaceae. The transcript is spliced from 2 exons.